AUGCUCGAGGAACCAAUUUCACCUUUAACUUUUCUUUCAAUUUCUGCCAUAAUUACUACAAUCUCUCUUUUCUUUUGUGGAAUCCCAAUAUGUAUACAAAUUUAUCGUCGGAAUAGUGCUAAAGAUAUCAGUGGAUUUCCCUUUUUAAUGGGAUUUCUUGGAGGUUCAUUUUGGCUUCGUUACGGCUUUUUAAAAUCAGACCUUACAAUGAUUACAGUAAAUGUUGUUGGUGUUACUUUAAUGAUUUUCUAUUUGAUGUUUUAUUUUUAUUAUUCCCAGCCAAAAACAAAUUUUGUUAUUCAAAUGGCGAUAUUUUCAAUAAUUGUAAUAAUGCUUGGAUUAGUUGAUGUUUACAAAUUAGAAUCGUUACAGCCUCUCGGCUUUGUUUCUAUGACUUUUAAUAUUUUAAAUUUUGGUGCUCCUUUGGCUGGAUUGAAUGUUGUUUUGAGGAAUCGUAGUUGUUCAACACUUCCAUUGCCCCUCUGUAUUGCUAAUUUACUUGUUUCUUCCCAAUGGUGUUUAUAUGGAAUUUAUGUUAGGGAUAUUUAUGUUAUUAUCCCAAAUAGCGCGGGAAUUUUACUUGCUUGUGUUCAAAUUUCUCUUUUUCUUGUUUUACCGCCAAAUGAAAGGUCUCAUGCUCCACUUGCAAAAUGCUGUCCUUGUGUACUUGAUUUGGAGAAAGGGGAAAUACUUGAAAGUGAAAACAGUAGCAGACAACGCCGAAGGAAAGGACAUCAAAAAAAAACAAAAAGAAUACAUUCAAAACUACCUUGUAAAAAAUUAUUGGAACGACAUUAUAUUAUUGACAAUCGAGUUAUUCCGGCUUCUCGUGCUGCUUGUAUUGAAUAUUUCCGUGGAGGUUAUGGCCGUCCAUUCGAUGCCAGUUUUGGGUCUGUUAAUAGCCGUUCGACAGCAGAUUCUUGGCUAACUAAUUCAUUAUCUCGUGUUUCUUCAAUUUCCCAUCCUGAUUUAUUCAAUUCUGAAAUUUACAAAGAUGCACAUAAUAAUGGGGCUAGGAACAGAAUUGUUGUUGAAGUUUUGACUAAUGAUGAAAUGCAACAACAACAGCAACACCAUAAACGUCAUCAUUGUCAUUCAAAUUGUGGCGGUUCUUUACUUCAUUCCCGUACAUCAAUGUAUAUUUCAGAACAACCGAGUACUUCACAAAUUUAUUCAAAUAAUCAACAACAAGAUGAGGGUUUUGCAAGUAGUUCUGCUGCUCUUUCAAUUUCUUCUCGGCCAACAAUUUGUUUUGAUACAGCAGAAUAUUCGGGAGAAAAUGGAUUGAGGAUGUUAAAUGGAGAUAAACAACUUUUAACAGAAUCAGAUCCCGGAGGGGGAAAUUAUUUGCUUUGCAGGACUUUAAGUGCUCCCAAUUUGCAACAAAUUAUGGAAAGAACGUUUAGAAGUUGA
Meloidogyne enterolobii is the source of this 1413-nucleotide messenger RNA. The record is from the annotation of a GenBank genome assembly. Lineage: Eukaryota; Metazoa; Nematoda; Chromadorea; Rhabditida; Meloidogynidae.